AUGGACAAAUCAAAAUUAUCUUUAAAAGUCGACUCGGAGCUUCCUCCACAUGAGUCUGAUACUCUACCAAAGCAAGAUGAUCAUACAGUCAUUACAAACAUCGAUAUCGACUCCGAGGCAGAGAAGGCCCUGGUCUGGAAAUUUGAUCGUCGUAUAUUGCCAGUACUAGCUAUGAUGUAUCUUUUCAACAGUCUCGACAAGUCAAAUCUGGGAAAUGCGCAUACAGCAGGAAUGGAUGAUACCUUACAUCUUGUUGGAAACCAAUACAAUAUGGUUCUGAGCAUCUUCUAUAUCCCAUAUGUGUUGACAGCGCCCUUCCUCGGCCUGCUGGGCAAGAAGAUUGGUCCCAGCAUUUUACUACCGUGCAUGAUGAUGACAUUUGGUCUUUGCACCAUUCUCAUGGUCGCUGUUUUCAAUUUCAGUGGUCUUCUUGCCCUUCGAUGGUUUUUGGGAAUGGCGGAGAGUGCUUUCUUCCCUCUUGUUAUCUAUUAUCAGACAACUUUCUACCGUCGAGGAGAGCUCGCGCGUCGUCUCUCAAUUUUCUAUGCCGCACAAAAUAUUGGAUCCGCAUUUUCGGGAUUACUCGCCUUCGGUGUCUUCCGCAUACAGAGCGGACCUUUGGCAUCAUGGAGAUAUCUAUUCCUGAUCGAAGGUGGAGCGACUCUGAUUUGCGCUGCUUUCGCCUUUUGGUAUCUGCCCAAAUCAGCUGCCGAAGCCACCUUCUUAACGCCAGAGGAGAAGGAACUGGCAUAUCUGCGUCUGCAGAUGGAUAGUUCGGCUGUUGUCAAUGCGAAGCUGAAUAUUCGGGACGCAUUCCGCAUCUUCAAACACCCUACUAGCUGGGUCAUCCUGGUCAUUGAAAUGUGUCUUGGUGUUCCUCUCCAGGGCGUUUCACUCUUCCUGCCUGUUAUCAUUGGGCGUCUGGGCUACAGUACUGUCAAGACAAACUUGUACACUGUCGCACCCAACGUCUCUGGAGCUGUGGUCUUAUUGAUCCUGGGAUUCUGCAGUGAUUGGACCAGAUGGCGAUUCCCGUUCAUUGCUUUGGGAUUUACGUUCACUUUCCUGGGUAUGGUGAUCUACGCCGUGAUCGAUGUUCAAACAGAUCUCAGCGUGGCCUAUUUCGCGUCCUUCCUCAUGUGUUGGGGAACGUCGGCACCAUCUGUCCUUCUUGAUGUGUGGUACAAUAAUAAUAUCGCCAACGAGGGACAGCGUGUUGUCUUGACUAGUAUCGGUGUCCCAGUCGCGAAUCUGAUGGGUGUCGUUGCUUCGAAUAUCUUCCGUUCUCAGGAUGCACCAAAAUACCUCCCCGCUUUAAUCACCACUGCUUCUAUUGGUGGUGUUGGAAUCCUCCUGACACUGUCUCUUGGAUUUUGGAUGAUGUGGGAUAAUAAGAGGAGAGAUCUGGCUCAGGGAGUCCAUGUUCGGGCAAGGGAUAUUCCAACGGAGAAUCUCCAGGAUGGUCCUGCGAGCGACUGUUUCCGAUGGUUUUAUUAA
Molecule: messenger RNA, 1497 nt
Organism: Penicillium malachiteum
Lineage: Eukaryota; Fungi; Ascomycota; Eurotiomycetes; Eurotiales; Aspergillaceae
Product: putative MFS transporter
Exons: 3
Coding region: 1-1497 (498 amino acids)
Biological process (GO): transmembrane transport
Cellular component (GO): membrane
Molecular function (GO): transmembrane transporter activity
Source: RefSeq, a predicted model, not a curated record